Molecule: messenger RNA, 216 nt
Organism: Gongylonema pulchrum
Lineage: Eukaryota; Metazoa; Nematoda; Chromadorea; Rhabditida; Gongylonematidae
Source: the annotation of a GenBank genome assembly
AUGGAUCCAGCUGGAAUCAGCGCGGAGGAUCGAGCCCUCAUUCAGCAGCUGCGCCAAGAAAUCCAGGCGGAACUGUUGCUGGUACCAGCCUACGACGAUCAGUACAGCCUGCUGCGCUGGCUGGUCGGAUGGGAUCGCAAAUUAGGUUCUUUUUACUGGUCUGCUUCCAUCGUCUUGUUUGUUGUUACUCAAGUUUGCUCGAGUGGCAUUUUCUAA